Phalaenopsis equestris is the source of this 2437-nucleotide messenger RNA. Its product is annotated as phosphatidylinositol/phosphatidylcholine transfer protein SFH8-like. Lineage: Eukaryota; Viridiplantae; Streptophyta; Magnoliopsida; Asparagales; Orchidaceae. The transcript is spliced from 14 exons. Bases 383 to 2242 code for a protein of 619 amino acids. The record is from RefSeq and is a predicted model, not a curated record.
AGAGAAAAAAAAAACGAGGGAAAGAACCCCAUUAGUGCGUCUAUCAGCUUCAUCCGUAAGCCCCGAUCUUUCGGCUUAUUUUCUGCAAUUAACCUAUAAGAUUCCUUCAAAGCUCGCUUUAUUUUGCUAGAUUUCGCCCAAACGAUCUCAGAUCCCUCUCUCUCUUUCUAUUGAGCCGGAAGAGUAUUGCCGCCGUGUGUAGCCGAUCAUUCUCAAUCUACAGCCUUGCAGACGAGAUCGGUCUCGGGUACUCCAAAUUCGACGCCUUUGGUUGGCUUUUCGGCGGAUCGGAAGGUAUUUUUAUUUUGAUUUGCUGGCGGUUGUGAAGUGAGGGAGGGAUUCUUCGUUUUCUAGCGUUCUCGCAGUUCGAUAGAAGUCCGCCAUGACGGGAUCGGUGGAGCGCUUCGCCAGACCUUUCGUCUUUGAUGGCAUUUCUGGUCACGAUGAGCGAAGAGAAAGAAAAUCUGAUAUUGAGAACUCGGAAGAUGAAAGGUGGGUAAAGAUUGGAUCUUUGAGGAAAAGAGCAAUAAAUGCGUCAACUAUAUUCAAGCACACUUUGAGGAAGAGCAGGAGAAAGAGCAGUAGAGUUAUUUCUGUUUCCAUUGAGGAUAUAAGGGAUAUAGAGGAGCUUCAAGCUGUUGAUGCUUUCCGCCAAUCUUUAAUUUUUGAUGAUUUGCUCCCUUCAAAACAUGAUAAUUACCAUAUGAUGUUGAGGUUUUUGAAGGCUCGUAAAUUUGAUAUCGAGAAAACAAAGCAGAUGUGGGCAGAAAUGCUUCAGUGGAGGAAGGAGUUUGGUGCCGACACUAUUAUUGAGGAUUUUGAUUAUGAAGAGUUGCCUGAAGUUUUGAAGUACUAUCCUCAUGGAUACCAUGGCGUAGACAAGGAAGGGAGGCCAGUUUACAUCGAAAGAUUGGGAAAAGUCGAACCAAACAAACUUAUGCAUGUUACAACCAUGGAAAGAUAUAUAAAAUAUCAUGUUAAAGAGUUUGAGAGGAGCUUCCAACUUAAGUUUCCAGCCUGUUCUAUUGCUGUAAAAAGGCAUAUUGAUUCUAGCACAACUAUUCUAGAUGUUCAGGGUGUGGGGCUGAAAAAUUUCAGCAAGACUGCAAGGGAGUUAAUUCAGAGGUUGCAGAAAAUUGACAGUGACAAUUACCCUGAGACUUUAUGCCGCAUGUUUAUCAUUAAUGCUGGUCCAGGUUUUAGAUUGCUAUGGAACAGCGUAAAAUCGUUCCUAGAUCCCAAAACUACUUCGAAGAUACAUGUUAUUGGUGCCAAGUACCAGGGUAAACUUUUUGAAAUAAUUGAUGCCAGUGAGCUGCCAGAAUUUUUUGGUGGCACAUGUACCUGUUCUGAUGUGGGAGGAUGCCUGAAAGCAGAGAGGGGGCCAUGGAAGGAUCCAAAUAUUGUGAAGAUGGUUCUUAGUGGAGAAGCCCAAUAUACCAGGCAAAUUGUUACUGUUUCUAAAGGAGAGGGAAAUAUUAUUGCUUAUGCUAAGCCAAAAUAUCCAUUGGCGAAAGGUAGUGAUACCUCCACCGCAGAAUCUAGCUCAGAAGCAGAUGAUAUUACUUCGCCUAAAACAGUUAUGAGCUAUGCGCAGUAUCAGUGCUUAACUCCUGUGCGAGAAGAGUCAAAAAUUGUUGGGAAGAGCAUCCUGGAAUCCUCAGAGCCUGAACGUGUACUGGUAGUUGACAAAGCCAUGGAUGCAGAAUGGAAGAAAGAGAGCCCGAGCAGCACAAAAUACGAAUCAAAAGGUUCUUCAACUCUCUUGGUUGAUAUGAAGAAUUAUUCUGAAGGAAUUAGAAAGCAGUUCUUUGCAUAUAUUAUGGCAUUAUUUACAUUAUUCUAUACGUUCAUCAGCCGUGUAGCGAAGCAGCCUCAGGAAGAAACUCCUGAGUCAGAUUGGCAUGAUGCUGCAUUAUUUCGUGAGUCAACCUCUAAGGAGAAGUCGCAGCCUUCGUCACCCGAUCCUGGAUUCAAGGAUGCCGACCUCCUUUCAUCUGUUUUGAAGAAGCUCGGCGAAUUGGAAGAAAAGAUCAGUGUUCUUCAAUCGAAACCAUUGGUGAUGCCUCGCGAGAAGGAAGAGCUACUCAACGCUGCAGUCUACCGCGUCGAUGCGUUAGAAGCUGAACUUAUUGCUACAAAACAGGCUUUGCAUCAAGCUCUCAUGAGGCAAGAUGAGCUGUUGGCAUACAUUGAUUUUCAGCAAGAGGCUAAAUUCCGGAAGAGGAAGUUCUGCUUUUGAUCUCUUGAUUAUUUGUUUGAGGGAAAAUGAUUUCUUACAGAAGAUGAUGAUGAAAUAGGCUUUAAGAAGGAGAUGCAAGAGAUAUUGAAGGAGAGAUAUUUGUCUCCCAUCAUAUUCUCUAUUUUAUUUCACUCACUUAUUGUACAAAAUAAAAAAAAGAGUGGUUUUCAUGCAAAACAUCUAAAAAUUUUGAAU